CCUCCUCUCUUUGCUCCCUCCCACUUCAUUCACUUGCAAAUCAGUGUGUGCCCACAAGAGCCAGCUCUCCCGAGCCCGUAACCUUCCCAUCCCGAGCUGCAGUUUCAGCCGCGGCAGCGAGAACGGCUGAGCGGAGAACGGCUGAGCGGGCAACCGCGGCGGCGGCGGCGGCGGCGGCGGCGGCCGAGACAGGAGCAGCCUGGGCGGGUCGCUGGGUCUCCCCGGGAGCAGGAAGGCGAGCAGAGAUAUUCUCUGACAGCCAAGCCAAGAACAUUAAGGAAGAAAGGAGGAAUGAGGCUGGAUACAGUGCAGUGAGAAAAGACAUUUCAAGGAGAGGGGUACCUGCUACUCAGAGACUGGACUGUGGCAUCAGAAUGAGAACUUACCGAUACUUCUUGCUUCUCUUUUGGGUUGGCCAGCCCUACCCAACUUUCUCAACUCCAUUAUCUAAGAGGACUAGUGGUUUCCCGGCAAAGAAAAGGACCCUGGAGCUCUCUGGAAACAGCAAAAAUGAGCUGAGCCGUUCGAAAAGGAGCUGGAUGUGGAAUCAGUUCUUUCUCCUGGAGGAAUACACAGGAUCCGAUUAUCAGUAUGUGGGCAAGUUACAUUCAGACCAGGAUAGAGGAGAUGGAUCACUUAAAUAUAUCCUUUCAGGAGAUGGAGCAGGAGAUCUCUUCAUUAUCAAUGAAAACACAGGGGACAUACAGGCCACAAAGAGGCUGGACAGGGAAGAAAAACCUGUUUACAUACUUCGAGCUCAGGCUAUAAACAGAAAAACAGGGAGACCCGUGGAGCCCGAGUCUGAAUUCAUCAUCAAGAUCCAUGACAUCAAUGACAAUGAACCAAUAUUCACCAAGGAGGUUUACACGGCCACUGUUCCCGAAAUGUCUGAUGUCGGCACAUUUGUUGUCCAAGUCACUGCAACUGAUGCUGAUGAUCCAACCUACGGGAACAGUGCUAAAGUUGUCUAUAGCAUCCUACAGGGGCAGCCCUAUUUUUCAGUUGAAUCAGAAACAGGUAUCAUCAAGACAGCCUUGCUCAACAUGGAUCGAGAAAACAGGGAGCAGUACCAAGUAGUGAUUCAAGCCAAGGAUAUGGGCGGCCAGAUGGGCGGAUUAUCUGGGACUACCACGGUGAACAUCACGCUGACCGACGUCAAUGACAACCCUCCUCGGUUUCCCCAGAGUACAUAUCAGUUUAAAACCCCUGAAUCUUCUCCACCGGGUACACCAAUUGGCAGGAUCAAAGCCAGCGAUGCCGACGUGGGAGAAAAUGCUGAAAUCGAGUACAGCAUUACAGAGGGAGAGGGGCUGGACAUGUUUGAUGUCAUCACCGAUCAGGAAACUCAGGAAGGGAUUAUAACUGUCAAAAAGCUCUUGGACUUUGAAAAGAAGAAAGUGUACACCCUUAAAGUGGAAGCCUCCAAUCCUCACGUAGAACCCCGCUUUCUCUACCUGGGUCCGUUCAAAGACUCAGCCACGGUGAGAAUUAUGGUGGAAGAUGUAGAUGAGCCCCCUGUCUUCAGCAAACUGGCCUACAUCCUGCAAAUAAGAGAAGAUGCUCAGAUAAAUACGACAAUAGGCUCGGUCACAGCCCAAGACCCAGAUGCUGCCAGGAACCCUGUCAAGUAUUCUGUUGAUCGACACACAGAUAUGGACAGAAUAUUCAACAUCGAUUCUGGAAAUGGUUCAAUCUUUACAUCGAAACUUCUUGACCGAGAAACACUGCUGUGGCACAACAUUACAGUGAUAGCAACAGAGAUCAAUAAUCCAAAGCAGAGCAGCCGAGUACCUCUAUAUAUUAAAGUCCUAGAUGUCAAUGACAACCCCCCAGAAUUUGCUGAAUUCUAUGAAACCUUUGUCUGUGAAAAAGCAAAAGCAGAUCAGUUGAUUCAGACCCUACGCGCCGUUGACAAGGAUGACCCUUACAGCGGGCACCAAUUCUCGUUCUCUUUGGCCCCCGAAGCAGCCAGUGGCUCAAACUUUACCAUUCAAGACAACAAAGACAACACGGCGGGAAUCUUUACUCGGAAAAAUGGCUAUAACAGACACGAGAUGAGCAUCUAUCUCCUGCCUGUGGUCAUAUCAGACAACGACUACCCAGUCCAAAGCAGCACUGGGACAGUGACUGUCCGGGUCUGUGCAUGUGACCACCAAGGGAACAUGCAGUCCUGCCAUGCGGAGGCCCUCGUCCACCCCACGGGACUGAGCACGGGGGCUCUGAUUGCCAUCCUUCUGUGCAUCGUGACCCUACUAGUGACAGUGGUGUUGUUCGCAGCUCUCAGGCGGCAGCGGAAAAAAGAACCUUUGAUCAUUUCCAAAGAGGACAUCAGAGACAACAUUGUCAGUUACAACGACGAAGGAGGUGGAGAGGAGGACACCCAGGCCUUUGAUAUCGGCACCCUGAGAAAUCCCGAAGCCAUAGAGGACAGCAAAUUGCGCAGGGACAUUGUGCCCGAAGCCCUUUUCCUACCCCGACGGACUCCAGCAGCCCGUGAUAACACCGACGUCCGCGAUUUCAUUAACCAAAGGUUAAAGGAGAACGACACGGACCCCACCGCCCCGCCCUACGACUCGCUGGCCACCUACGCCUACGAGGGCGCCGGCUCGGUGGCCGAUUCGCUCAGCUCGCUCGAGUCGGUGACCACGGAUGGAGACCAAGACUACGAUUACCUUAGUGACUGGGGGCCUCGGUUCAAAAAGCUCGCGGAUAUGUACGGAGGGGUGGACAGUGACAAGGACUCCUAAUAUGAUAUGUUGCCUUUUUUUCAUUUUUCAGUACGACACUGAAAGAUGUGAAGUGGCUAUUUCUAUUUAUCCACUGCUCCGUGAAGGGUUCUCUGUUCUAUCCGUUCCAAAAGUAAAUGGCUGCAGUCCGUGUGGAUCCAACGUUAGAGACUUUUUUCUAGUACACUUUUAUGAGCUUCUAAGAGGCAAAUGUUUAUUUUUUAGUGCAUCCUGUUAACCAUAUCUGCCCAACAGGCGCUGGGCUGCAGGAGAGGAUGGUCGUCAUCUUUUCCCCUGUACUCUUAGGGCAAGUCUGAAACACAGCUCAAUGCCACUGGCCUGGUCUCUUACUACAUUGCACUGACUCAAGGUCAGCUGACUGCUCUGUACAUUUCACACGCUAAUGGGAUGAGGGAUUGUGCUUUAAUGAUUAAAAAAAAUACAGUUUUAGUAAAAGAAAUGAGGGAGGAGCCACUGUUCCUGGUGUAUCAGCUCACAAGGAGCUGAUGAACUAUAUAUGGGUGUGUAUUUCUGUCACAAAGAAUUUAAAAUGAUAUUUGCCCAUCCUGUUUGUCCUUCAUGAUCUUUUUUCGGCACCAAUGACUAUUCAAAACAUCAGAUCCACCAGUGUUUUGAGAUUCUCCUUCCUCUUUAGGAAAUGAUGCCAAUUAAACGGUAAUGUUCAAAAAGAACAACCAAAAAAAAAAAAUCUUAAUACGACCUCAUUCCUUGCCACUGGUUCAUAAGACAUGCGAAAGUUUGCUGUUGCAUCAUAUAAAGGGAAAGGAAAAAUAGCUAAUAGAUGUUAACAAAGGAAAUAUUUAGCAUAGUUUAAAGUUUGGGCCACCAAAUGUAUCAUGGAUCACUUGGAAUUAUUUCAGCCAUCAGUAGGCUAAUUACAAAUAAGUCUAAUCAUUUAAAAAGUUCUUGAAGGAACUUUUCUGAGACAAAGUUUAACUCCUUGUCUGUAGUUGUCAGUAUUAUUCUAAUAUAUUUGAAAGUAGCAGCGUGAAGUACAAUAACUCAUAUGCUUCAGAUACUUCUUACACAAUUAAAUUGCAUUAGUAAAAGUAGAUUAAACAAAACUCAGAUCCCUCUCUCAGAGUUAAAUGGGGAGGUAAGAGCCAGUCACACUUGAACUUGACACCCUGUCCUUCACAUUCAAAAAUAUCCAUAUAUUUAUAUAAUGUGAUAUAGAUGAAUAUUGAAAUCAUGGUGAAAACCUACAUAUUAUAUGUUUGGAAGACGCUCACAAAGGGAAAACUUGGAUUCCCUACAAGGGUAUUUAAGAUUGUAAUUAAAAUGAUAGCUGACUUUCAAAGCAUUAAAAUUUUUUCAUUGUUUUUAGCUUUGUUUCCAUGGCAACACUGCCAUCCUUGUCUUUGAACUAAUGAUAAAGUAAUGGUCUCAAACUACAAACAGAAAAGUAAUGUACAAUCCAUCGAAUCCAUUAUUUCUCUAAUUAUGCAAUUAGCGUCAUAGUUAUUAUCCAGAGGACCCAACUGAACUGAACUAAUCCUUUUGGCAGGUUCAAAUCAUUUAUUUCAUAUGCUGUUCUAAUGAUUUUUGUCAUUAGAAUCUUACAUUGUGCAGUCAUCAGAAAUUUCCAAAGUACUGUAAUGAAAACAUCCUUGUUUUGAAAACUUAAAAAAAAAACAGGUUCUGUAUGUAUAUAAUAUGUACUUAAGAAUAUGCUGACUUCAAUUAGUAGUCUUAGGAAUUUAUUUUCAAUUAAUGUUAAUUUUCUGCAGGUAAUCUUAGUGUCAUUUCCAUUUGAGGAUAAUGUCAUAUCAACACAUAUUUUCUAUUUGAAAAUACACUGUUGUUUUGUUAAGUUUUAAAUAGAUGUAUUACCCAGGAAGUAAAGACAACAUCUUUAAAAAAAGAGAAAUAUAGUAUUUGGGGCUACCCAAUUAGAAUGAAAAAUUGUUGCAACCAUAUUAUUCCUUGUGUUUCCUGAAUGGAUGGACUUCCCUGUAUACUAACAAGUAUUUUAUGCUUGGACUGUUUCUUGCUUACAAGGUUCUCUUUUCUAGUUCUUCAUACACACACAGACACACACACACACAGAAGAAUGCAAACAAAAUCCUACAGGAGGGCUUCACUGUAAAGAGUCAGUAUAUAUCAUAGUCACAGGUAAGUGUUGAAAAAAGAUAGCUUAGUAAAGUUAAUUAAUAAGAACUAGUUACUUAUAGCAAUAGAACAGCACCUUAAUCACACAACUUACUGUAAAAAAGAGCUCUCUAUCCUCAUGUUUCAUGUUAUGUAAUAAAUUAUAUCAAGAGAGAUAGUCCUGUAAAAAGAAAAGUAUCAUCAAAAGUCUUCCUUUUGAACUUUUGGCAUUAAUUGGAAUGUCUGCGGGUUGAUGCCAGCAACUUCAAAGUUUAGGAGUAAAAUUUACAUUCUCUUCAUAUAAGUAAAAGUAAGAAGUUCUGUAGUGGGAUUUCUGAGGUGUGAUUGAAAGGUAUCUUAUAUCACCCUGAAGAUGGAAUAGUUAUACCAAGAACAGGUUAAUAUGACUAAAUAUUUAAAUAACUGUUAAAUCUCUUACCACAAAACCUGAUGAUGAGGUGAAUCUCUAAGAAAGAGAAUAAAUUGAGACUGGGGCUGAAUAUUUUGCACUAGGGCCCUAAAAAUGUCAAGGAUAUUUGAAUGAUAUCUUCCUAAAAUGAAGGCUGUCUGACAUUAUGGAAACAAUAAGAGCCAUAAUUUCAUCAUUCUGUGCUAGUUGCACUUCCUUCCACUAAGCUAUCAGGUCGAGGAUCCAGGUCAGACAUGAACGAUUACUGGAGAAACCAUUAGUUUUCAGUUCAAUUUUCACAUUGUCUCUGUCCUGGUAUUAGCUAUUUGCCAUGAGAAAGAUAGAAGGAGAUUGGGGAGAGGUAAAGUUUUAGUAUUUGCUUUAAUCACAAAGAACCUAAAGUUCAUUAAAUAUAGGGAGAUUGCUUUUGUGGGUUAUUUCAAGGACUUUGAGGCCCUUCUCACAUUAUUUUUCACCCUCUGAUUCAAAAGGGAAAGUUUCUUCAAAUCACUGAGAUAUUCCCUAGAAUAAGCUGAAAUUUUAAAAACAUGAAUCUAUUGUGCAUAAACUUAAAGCCCCUCCACUUCAUGGCAUGUUCUUCUGAGAGACCUGGAAAAUAUUCAUUCCCAAAUAAAAACUAAAUCGAAAAUGAGAGGGAGAAUCGAAAAUGGUUCCAUAGAGCCAUGAGAGAGGGGAUCUGGACCCAGAAAAUGUAUGCUUUUGUAAGAACUUUCUUAGCUUUACAGUUUAGAUGCAUAAAGAUUUGGUACAAAUUUGAUACAAAUUUGGAUACAAAUUGACUCCCUUUUCAGAUGAAACAAAACCUGCUGAUUCAAUUCUAACUCAGUAUAAAAAUUUUGGUUUGAUAUUCAUUUUCAGCUCCCAAAAAGUUGUACAAGAGCUUUUAUAAGCUGAAUCUCUACCUUAGAAGCAGCCAGAUUUUACAGAUCCAAAUUAACUGUAGAAUGCUUUCAUUACUUUCAUUUUAGGUAAUUUUUAAAUUUAGAUAUUUAAGUAAUACAUAGAUUUGAGAUGUUUGAUUUGCUGAGCAAUACCUUAUAUCAAAUGCUUUGCCUUGAAAUGAUUAUUUCGUUGGCAAUAAUCAUGUAUAAACUAGAAUUGGGCAUUCCCCAAUUUUAUAUACUUGAGAACCAUUUAAAAGAGUCAAAGAGUCGGACACGACUGAGCGACUGAACUGAACUGAUGCAGUUGAAAGAGAAAGCUAAUUUCUGAGCCCAAACUAAAUAUUUAAAGCAGGUACAACUAAACUCAUUUUCCCCAGGAACUGAACUAACCAAAAAAUUAUUUUGUCAUAGUCACUAGUGUUGAAGCAGUGUAAUUACUUUGGAAAAACACUAGAAAGUCAUGAUCUCCACUAUUUUGAAAGGUAUCCUCUGAAAAGAAUCAUUUUAGUGUAAUUUUAUUCUUUUUUUGUUUUUAUCUAGACAAAAUCUUUUUGAAUUAUGACAGGAGAUUAAAACUCUAAGCUGUCUACUAUGUUUACAUUAACACUACAACCAAGACUCCUGUAUCAGAUUAUAAGAGUGGAAAGAUUAAGAGUUAGUGUGUGGGUCUUCAGGAAAAUGAACUAUUUCCUAAGGUCUGACAAGCAGCUUUCUUUUGUAGAGGAUACAAAAUUACAGUAUGGUCUCCUUAAAAGUUCAAUGAUUCUUACGGUUGCAGCAUUUUUAAUAUCCCUUUGGCAUCUUUAUGGAACAAUUUUCUAAAGGGAUAAUUCUCUACUAAAAAAUAUUAGACCCUGACCAUAUUUAACACGCAGAGCAAUGCCUUGACUCACACACUUGUUAAAAGUUAAUAAAGAAAUAGUUCAUUUUUAAAGCCAGGAGUUUAUGGUCUCUGCAUCGUCAAUUUAAUUUAAGCAUUGCUGAGACAAUCUUUAAUCUCCUCCCCAUUUGGUAAUACCUUAUUUAUGAUGCAUUUUCAGUUUUUAAUUUGGGGGGAACGUUUGCCCGACAGAGCCAGCAGAUGAAAGUGCCGAAAGGAGGUCAAAUGGAAACAAAGCCUAUUACCCACUGUAUUUCAGACAGGACCAGGCACUUAGCCGAAGAGCCACUGGGUUAUUAGAUUAAUUUCGAAAGAGCUUUUACAAGUUGCUUAAUUCCAUUUUUUUAAAAACCCAUGGACCACAAACUCAAAUUUCUCCUCAAAUGGGGUUAAUUUGACAAAUGAGGCAUGGACCCAGCGUUGUGGAAAAAGCAUUCCACUAUAAUGAGAUCUUGGUCUUUCUUGUGAGACUACACUAUUUAUGUAAAUAUGUCUAGAGGCACCUACUAUAAGCUUUUAGUUUUCUAUGAUCUAUUAGUUUAGUGUUUAUUAAGGAAUCAUAUGUAUAGAAUUACUAGGCAUUCAAGAGGAAUGCUGUGUAGCAAACGUAAAAAUGAUCUGUUCGGGAGAAACAUAGGAGCGCUUUCAAACCACUGUACUAUUAUGUGAUUAUUUUCCUUGCUUUGAAAGUAAACUGCGUAAGAAUAGGAUUUAUAAUAAAUGCUACGGGCAUCUUCAGUAGUACCAAGCUAAGGCAAUUUGGCAGUCUCCUACUGUGAUGUGUGAUUUAAAAUCCCCCAAAUAAAAGCUUUUUGGUAUUGAUUGUUUUUAAUUAAAAAUACUCCCAAGUAUAAAUUGAAGCUGAUGCCACCCUCGAAGAUUUACUGCCUGGAGUCCUCAGUUCAUAUGGUUUUUCUCGGUGUCGCUCGUGUCUCUGGCAACGAGAACACCUGGUGGAAACAAUCACUGCUCAGCUUUCAUCCACAUUUCCAGCUAGGGAGAUUUUUCAUAACUUCACAGAUUACAUGAGAAACUUUUCUGUAUUAGAAGAAUGGGGUUGAGACAAUUACCUUUUUAGCUCAGUGUGGCGGGACCAUUCGUUGUAGUCAAAUGGCAAAUACACGCUCCUUGAAAUGGCUUCUUUUAUUUUCCUUUGUUUUCUUGGAAGUAUAAAUUUAAAAAGAAUGCAAUUUAAAAAGUGAUUUCUCACAAAGAGUAAAUAUGCCUUUUGCAAAUCAAUUUUUGUAACAAGUUAUUUAUAUGAUAUUACUUAAUAAACUGGUUUUUUUU
Messenger RNA from Cervus elaphus (red deer), 8322 nucleotides. RefSeq names its product cadherin 6 (gene CDH6). Gene Ontology annotation, molecular function: cadherin binding; calcium ion binding. The coding region runs from base 375 to 2747 and encodes 790 amino acids. Gene Ontology annotation, biological process: calcium-dependent cell-cell adhesion; homophilic cell-cell adhesion; multicellular organism development. The record is from RefSeq and is a predicted model, not a curated record. Gene Ontology annotation, cellular component: plasma membrane; adherens junction; catenin complex. The transcript is spliced from 12 exons. Lineage: Eukaryota; Metazoa; Chordata; Mammalia; Artiodactyla; Cervidae.